Molecule: messenger RNA, 2066 nt
Organism: Rhopalosiphum padi (bird cherry-oat aphid)
Lineage: Eukaryota; Metazoa; Arthropoda; Insecta; Hemiptera; Aphididae
Exons: 1
Coding region: 261-773 (170 amino acids)
Source: RefSeq, a predicted model, not a curated record
GAUACUGCCGUACAGUCGUUCACUUGCGUCCGUUUGUUCAUUUACAGUGAGGUACAAUAAUAUCGUAUAAUUAUAAAACCAUAAUAUAGGUAAUAUCAUAACAUAUUAUUAUAUUAUAUACUGAAGUGGUGACCGCAGUAAAUCAAAAACCGAGUGGGUGUAUAUUCUAUAUCAUAUAGGUCGCUCUUGUAACCAUAACGGUCACUCGCCGAAAUCCAUUCGUUUCAGUAACGGUCCAGGACACUGCCACCGAUCACGUCAUGCCGAGCUAUAACGACCACACUACCAACCCAAUGGACGGAGAACGCGAUUGCGGUUCAUACAUGUCCUGCAAACUGGUGAUGUACGAAGACGGUGGUAGGGGUGGGGGUGGUGGAAGCAGCAGUAGUAGUGGCGACGACUCAAAUUCCAGCGGAAAUAGAGGCAGCGAUUUUUACGACGAUUCCGGAAGUUGGUCCGAGGACAGCAUCAGCUGCGUGGGCGCCAACACCUCUUUGUGUGGAAGUGCCGACGAGGGCUGCUUUAGCGGCGACGGCAGCAGCAACGGUAGUAGCAGCGACUGUGGCGGUGGCGGCAACGGCAGGGUGAACAGUGGCAAGUGGUUGAAAUCGUUGCGCACCGUCAUUGAUAGGAUGGUCAGGAGUGAGAGCAAGGGACGUGGCCAGAAGAGAGCUGUGAAGAGCAUCCUCCGGCCGCCGACCACUUAUAAGUACGUCAUCGGCAUGUCCGGGUUCCCGUCAAAGGUUCCCGUCUACCCGAAAACCACCAUGUGAACCAAACUCGCCGCCACCGUUCUAUCGCCGUAUCCGCUACACCUUUGGAACCUCAUCGACUAUUACUACGUACACGACAACGACUUCCGGUUAUCUUCAUAUUUCCGUAUCACCUCCACCGCCACCGCCUCCUCGAUUGCGUCUGUCAAGACACUCCGUGGAUGCAGAGCGUUGUUCAUCCCUCAGUAUCAUUUGAGAAUUUCGUGACGUCUUUCACCCCGUUGCACGUUGGUCACGCGUGGAUAUUAUUUAUCUAUGUUGGACAUUCAUCUAUUCCGCCGUUACAUCAUGGUUUGAAAAAAGGUAUAUAAUAUUAUUGGCUAUAUUGUUCCACUGAGUCUUAAAUCGACAGAAACUAGCCAUUUGAUGGAUAGAUUUUAUACUGCAUUAAUUUAUAUUAUUAUUUUUUUUUUUUUUUAAUAAUUAAUUUAUGACGCGAUGAGUCGUAAUGCUAGAUUUUUAAAUGUUUAAAUUAUUUUUAAAAAGAAUGUUCCAAUAUCACGUUUUUAUUAUGAUAUAAUAAGCUAACACUUGCAAUUUUAAAUAUUUAUAUUAUAUUAUUUAACGUUUUUGAGGCUCAGUGGACUCAAUAAUCUGCGGAGUCGAAACAAAAUUCAUGUACACCCAUAUAUAUUAGGUAUAUACAUAUUAUAAUGUAAAAAUAGAGCAACCAAAAAAUAGCAAUAGGUACCUAACAUCCAUAAAUCGUAUCCUUUAUUAUAUAUAAAUAUUAUUAUCUAUAGCUAAACGUUUCCCCGCAUGUUUUUAGACCAAAAGUAUUUUUUAUUUGUAGGGAUUUUUUGGACUAUCUUAUAUUUAAACGAACGCUUAUUAUAGCUAUGAAUUAAAAAAAAUAUUUCCUAAUUUCAGUAAUUUUGGAAUAGUAUAAACUAAACUUAAAUAUUUUUCAUUGUACAAAUAUUGUUUGACCCUCGUAGUCAUUUCCUAUUUUAAAUCUAGUGUAUUAGACGAUAUUAUGAUAUUAUUAUGUAUUAGGCUUACACGAUUUUCUUGGCAAGAUAGCAUUUAAACAUUUUUAAUUUGGCUGUAUUUUAAAUAGCAUAGUUUGAAUUAAAAAUAAUUAUUACUAUUAAAAAUAUAAGAGAGAUUUAUAAUACUGAAAUAUAUGAAACAUUAUUAUUAAUCUAUACCCUAUAGACUAUAGUACAUAUUAUAACUUCAAUGUAACAAUUACUAUGCCUCUCAAUUAGCGUGUGAUUUUAAUGUGUUUCGUAUGAAUUAAAUAGAUGUCGAUUGAAAUGUAACAAUAAAAAUAAAUACUAUGAUGUGAAA